Messenger RNA from Megalopta genalis, 1977 nucleotides. RefSeq names its product Fas-associated factor 2 (gene Faf2). Gene Ontology annotation, cellular component: endoplasmic reticulum. NCBI's taxonomy places the organism in Eukaryota, Metazoa, Arthropoda, Insecta, Hymenoptera, Halictidae. The record is from RefSeq and is a predicted model, not a curated record. Gene Ontology annotation, biological process: ERAD pathway. Gene Ontology annotation, molecular function: ubiquitin binding.
GGAAAUCUACUACAAGUAAAUAGAUGGUUUCAAGAGAAACAUCGCCAUCGUUCAAAAAUUCGUUGAGAAUGAAAUUUUGAGACGUUAAUCCCGCUUACGUAGAACAUUAAGAGAAGCACAACUUGCCAAUGGGAACACAUAGAAACAGUUGACUGUCGUUUCGCCAAUGCAUGCAAGUUGACGUCACUUGAAAUCGUAACCGCAUGAAACAGAACCUUGAAACCGUAAAUUAUUGUUGAAAAAAGUCAUGACACCGAAAACAUCGUUCAUAGAACGGACUAAACAGACGAAACGUGUUGCGACAACGAUGCAUGGAUCCCCGUGAGCCGUGGAGCCUGCGGACGAUCGAGGUUAAUCAUUAGUUGAUACAUCAGGCACACCAAAUGCUAUCGCAGCUUCGACGUAAUUUCGUGCAUGUGCCUGACUUUUUUAUCAGCUGAUGUAUUCAGUGUCAUUCCCUAGAACUGUGUGACUUAAAGUAUCGACGAAGGGUUUUCAGUGGUUCGGUCAAGCCGAGUAUUGUCAUGGCAGAUUUCGCGUUGAACGAGCUCAGCGGCGAUCAAACUGAGAAAGUUCUGCAGUUCCAGGAUUUGACAGGCAUUGAAGACCUGUCCAUCUGUAGGGAUGUUUUGCAGAGACACAACUGGAACUUGGAAGUUGCUGUUCAGGAACAGCUGAAUUUAUAUGAAGGCAGACCAUCUAUGUAUGCCCAAGACUCACGAUCUAGGCCACCACAAGUUGUCGACGAUAGCAGUUCUAGAAUAUAUUUUAAUUAUUCUGGAAGCUCCAGUGGCAGCGGUAGUUAUUUAUCAUACAUCUUUUCCCUCUUAUAUAAAAGAGUGAUCAGUAUCCUGCAAUUAGUUCUUUCAAUAUUUAGGGGAAACGGUAGACCUGUGACCUCUGACCCAGUGGAAGAUGUAAUUAACUUCAUUCGAGCCUAUGAGGAACGUUACGGUAGUAGUCAUCCCGUUUGUUACCAAGGCUCUUACAGCCAAGCUCUCUCCGAUGCGAAGCAAGAAUUAAGAUUUUUAUUGGUAUAUUUACAUAAAGACGAAGCCCAAGAUAUUGAUCAGUGGUGCAGGAAUACACUAAACAAUCCAGAAGUAAUUCGAUUUAUAAAUACACGUACUUUAUUUUGGGCAUGUAACGUGCAAUCUGGAGAAGGUUACAAAGUGGCAGAAGCCCUUAGACCUGGUUCUUAUCCUUUCCUGGCCAUCAUCGUUUUAAAAGAUAACAGAAUGACAAUGGUUGGCCGAAUGGAGGGCACGCCAUUUCCUUCUGACGUCAUAUCUCACCUGCAAACCAUUAUAGAUCACAACGAAAUUAAUUUAAUACUAGCACGUCAAGAAAGAGCGGAACGCAGUGCGGCACAAUCGUUACGCCAGCAACAGGAUCAAGCGUAUGAGGAGUCAUUACGCGCGGAUCAAGAGAAGGAUCGAAAACGAGAAGAAGAACGAAGAGCGCGCGAAGAGCAAGAGGCUAGAGAAAAAGAGCAAUUGAAUGCACAAGAAUUGGAAAUUCAACGUAUUCGUCAUGAAAAAGAGCUCACUGUUCGCAAAGUACCAUUGGAACCAGAAUCUAGUAAUCCUAAUGUGUGUCAUCUUCAAAUUAAGCUUGGAGAGAGGACUAUGAAAAGGCGUUUCCUAAUGUCUGACACGAUAAUGGAUGUAUAUCACUGGAUUUUUAGUCAACCGGAUUCGCCAGCGUGCUUCGAAAUAACUACAAGUUUUCCGAAGAGAAUUCUGUAUCCAUCCCUUGAGAUCUCAACGUUAUCAGCUGCUGGAUUAACUCAUAGAGAAGUUCUUCAUGUUAAUGACUUAGAUGAUUAACCUCUAUUGAUUAUUCAGUGCUGCAUUCUUUGUGUUUAAGUAUCAUUCCGCAGGAAAAAUGGUACUGUCGUAAGAGACAUUUGUGAAAAAGAUGAGGAUGUUUGUAUAUAUAUAUGUAUACAAAGAAAUAUACAUAUAUAAACAUGUA